CCGUCCUUCAUUCUCUCUACUCACUACACAUGGGCGAUAGUUACAAAGACGUGUUUCUACUUUUCUAUCAUGAUUUAAUAGUUUGUCGCACAAAGUUAUGCAUUAUUUUUUGAUAAAUUAUGGAAGGCAAUCAAUGCAUAACUUUUGGGGAUUUUACGGAGGAUGAGAAUUUAAUUUACUUUUCUGACGAGGUUGUUAAGUCGAGUGGCAUCGAAUUUCCUCCGGAUUUUCAUGUGCCAAAUUUUGCAAGAAAAUCGAAUGAAGUCAAGCAGAAUGCGGGCGAAGACCUUACCAGCGAAUUUAGUGAUUUAUGCGAGCGUAGCACUGAUCAUACGAGCUUAGAAACGAACGAGGUUAUAGUCCUUGAAAAUGAAAUUUACAACGACGAUGAGCGUCAAACUUUUGAAAGUAACAAUGUGAAGGUAGAAGAAUUUUCUAAUGGCAAUGGUUCAAACUUGAGCAAUUUGAAUACGAGUUAUGAAAAUGGUGGGGAUAAAAGCAAUUUGUUUGAUAAAGAGAAUUAUGUGGUUACUGUGGGAACAAAAACUAUGUUGACAACAUCUACACGAACCGUCGAAUCUCGUAAUAAAACUGUAAAAAGCUCUUGGGCAGAUCUUUUUAAAACAAAGUCGUCGAGUAAACAACAAGAACCCUUGCCUCUUCCCGUUCAAAAUCAUCAAAAUAAGUUGUCUCCAGAUCAAAACAGCGUCUCAAACGAUCAUACGGAUCAACUGACUCAGUAUUUUUCGGAUGUUUUGCAAAGUAUCUCGUUGAGUCACAAAGUACCCUUGCUGCAACCUCGAGGGUUGAAGAACAAUGGUAACUGGUGUUAUAUCAAUUCCACAUUACAAGUUCUGUUAUAUUGUCCUUCAUUUUAUCAUUUCAUAAUGAAAUUCAAAGUUAAGACUGCUCGUGGUGUUAGUCAGACUCCUAUUCUGGAUGCCUUGGUCAUGUUUGCCAGUGAGUUUUCUGAAGUUUCCGCCAAUAUCACCUCCAAGAAAUUGCAGAAUGGCAGCAGUAAAAAUGAGGUAGUAUUGGGCAUGUCGUUUGAACCUGUUUAUGUGUAUAAACUUUUGCAUACAGUGAAAACAACUAUCUCACAACAAGGGAAGCAAGAAGAUGCAGAGGAAUUCCUCAGCUGUAUCUUGAAUGGUUUGCAUGAAGAAAUUGUGAAAAUUCAAAAUGAUCAAAGGUCAUUAUCCGAAGAAGUUCCAGCUGCGUGGGAGCAAGUUUCAGGAGACUGGGAAGAAGUUGGGCCACGAAACAAGUCGACAGUGACAUGUAAAGCUGCAAUGUCUAAAACUCCUGUAGCAGCCAUGUUUGGUGGAUAUUUGAGAUCAUCCUUAGUACAAGCUGGGAUGAAAGAAUCGGCUAGCAUUCAACCAUUCUUUACUAUUCCAUUAGAUCUCCGUGGUGAUUUGAAUAAACUACAGCAGGCAUUUGACAAUUUCUUUCAAGUUGAGGAGGUUGAAGGCUUCCAGUGUGAUAAAAGUAAAGCCGAAAUUGAAGUGUCCAAGAGGUGGACAUUGGAUACAUUGCCUGCUGUACUGGUCUUGCACCUCAAGCGCUUUAUCGUGGGUAGAAAUGGAUGUGAGAAAUUAGUGAAGAAAAUAACUUAUGAACAAACAUUAGAGGUUUCAUUGGAAAAUCUUUCGAAAAUCAACAAAGUUCGUAACAAGAAUAUGUUAACAUAUAAACUGUUUGCAGUCACUUACCAUCAUGGUAAGAAUUUAAAUGGGGGACAUUAUUCAUCUGACAUUUUGCAUCCAGCUUUUGGCUGGUUGAGAGCUGAUGAUAUGAAUGUACGUCUCAUACCUACAAAGUUUGUAUUUAAUCCACUGUCAAACCGAGACCCAUACCUACUUUAUUAUUGCCGUGGAGACAUUGCUGUCUAAUUUAGUUGUUGUAUUUUUGCUGUAAUGAAUUUCACAAAAUGAUGUAUGAGGUUUUUGAUUAUUUUUUUGCUAGGAAAUAAACAUGUCCAGGUAUGACUUAA
Xenia sp. Carnegie-2017 is the source of this 1996-nucleotide messenger RNA. Its product is annotated as ubiquitin carboxyl-terminal hydrolase 10-like. The transcript has a single exon. The record is from RefSeq and is a predicted model, not a curated record. Gene Ontology annotation, cellular component: cytosol; nucleus. Lineage: Eukaryota; Metazoa; Cnidaria; Anthozoa; Malacalcyonacea; Xeniidae. Gene Ontology annotation, biological process: protein deubiquitination; DNA damage response, signal transduction by p53 class mediator; regulation of autophagy. Bases 120 to 1895 code for a protein of 591 amino acids. Gene Ontology annotation, molecular function: cysteine-type deubiquitinase activity; cysteine-type endopeptidase activity.